Coturnix japonica (Japanese quail) is the source of this 947-nucleotide messenger RNA. It is a transcript of the gene CEP20, whose product is annotated as centrosomal protein 20. The record is from RefSeq and is a predicted model, not a curated record. NCBI's taxonomy places the organism in Eukaryota, Metazoa, Chordata, Aves, Galliformes, Phasianidae. Gene Ontology annotation, molecular function: protein binding. Gene Ontology annotation, biological process: microtubule anchoring; cilium assembly. Gene Ontology annotation, cellular component: centrosome; motile cilium; ciliary basal body.
UCACACCGGCCCGCCCUCAGCCCGCCCAGUCAGCGCCUCAGAGCCUGCGCGGUGCCCGCCCGCUGGGGGCCGUUGGCCGCAUCCGGGUCAGGGCGGUGGUUGUUGUGAGAUGGCGACGAUCGCGGAGCUGAAAGCAGUUUUAAAGGACACGCUGGAAAAAAGAGGAGCCCUGGGGCAGAUAAGAGCCAGGAUCAGAGCUGAGGUGUUCAACGCGUUGGAUGACCAAAGCGAACCGCGGCCACCGCUGUCUGAUGAGAACCUGCUGAUCAAUGAGCUGAUCCGGGAAUACCUGGAGUUCAACAAGUACAAAUACGCGGCGUCUGUGCUCACUGCAGAAGCUGGCCAGCCUGAAGUGCCCUUGGAUAGACAGUUUCUGGUCAAGGAGCUGAACAUCGUUGAAGAUGCGAAUGGGAAAUCAGUACCCCUCUUAUAUGGAAUUAUAUCGCAUUUCUUACAUCGUGGUAAUGAAGAAAGUACCCAGAGUACUCAUCCAAAGGUGUCGUUGCUGAGUUAUCCAAGGCAGAACUUUGCCAAACCAUCUACUGAGAGGAAUCAGAAAGAUAGAAUUCCAGAACCAGGAAGGAUGGCUGGCACAAGCAUUGAAGAGCCUCUUGUUCUACAGAGUAUAAAGAGAUGACAUGAUGGUGUCUUUUAUAUGUUCACUUAUCCUGUAAAGCUCUUGGAGAGUAAUUUAUGUAAUUCUUCGUUAUGUAAAUUUCUCCACUGUGUCCAGUGGGAUCAUUUCUGUUUGUUGGAGCUCCCCAUGAGACAGGAAGACUGAGUCAUUAUUCCUGCCAGUGACAAACUGUUAGCAAACAGGCGUUCUUCCUCCAGAAGAUAGAAGGAAAACUGUACAUAAAAUCAGAUUAGUCAAGCCUGCGUCUAGAAUUAGGUCCCAAAAAUAUUUCUUUUAUAUUUUAAAAUAAAAGUUUACUAGAUAUUUAUAA